Messenger RNA from Scleropages formosus (Asian bonytongue), 2676 nucleotides. It is a transcript of the gene nagpa, whose product is annotated as N-acetylglucosamine-1-phosphodiester alpha-N-acetylglucosaminidase. The transcript is spliced from 11 exons. The coding region runs from base 122 to 1888 and encodes 588 amino acids. Lineage: Eukaryota; Metazoa; Chordata; Actinopteri; Osteoglossiformes; Osteoglossidae. The record is from RefSeq and is a predicted model, not a curated record. Gene Ontology annotation, biological process: secretion of lysosomal enzymes.
AGAUGAAGAGGAAGCGGAAGCGGAAGGAAAUACGUCUCUGUCAACUGUUCAAAAGUCACAGCAGGACUGUUAUGUUCGUGUAGUCAUCAGCUGGAUGAUGUCGGGGAUUAAAACUUAAUUUAUGGCCGCCUUCUCAGUUCGGUGUCUGUGUGCUGUGGUACUUCUGCGUGUUGAAGCCCUCGUGUCCUCGAACGACAGCGCUACAUGGGGUUCUUUAAACGAUGACGUCCUGCUGCCGUACAGCCCUGGGGAGAGACACGGCCCUUCCCACUCCCAUCGCCACGUGAGGGACUGUCAGCCUGUCGCCCAUGGCAACCUCACUUAUGAGACGUGGCGCAGCAACACGAGCACUAGCACGCCAAUGGCUGAGUCUAGACAGUUUGUUUCCGCCAUUCUUGCUGACGGCGGGGGCAGCAGGUGGGUGUACGGCCACUUCACCUUCGUUCGGGACCCGCUGCGGACCCUCUCGGUCCUGGAGCCCGGUGGGCCCGGGGGCUGUAGAGAGGCCCGCGUGGAGACGGUGGCACGGACUGCGAGGCUCAGGAAGUGCCUGUACGCUCAGAACGGCGGCUUCUUCAACAUGGACACGGGAUAUUGCCUUGGCAAUGUGGUGAGCGAUGGGAAGCUGGUCCAGAGCAGUAGAGGGAUCCAGAAUGCUCAGUUUGGCAUCAGAAAGGAUGGAUCUUUAGUUUUUGGCUACCUGUCAGAGGAUGAUGUCCUAGACGAGGUGAACCCUUUUGUCCAGCUGGUCAGCGGGGUGGUGUGGCUCUUGAGAAAUGGCAAGGUGUAUGUCAAGGAGAGCAUGGAGGCGGAGUGCAAUGAGACACAGAAAACUGGGACCUUCGGCAAGUUUGUGAAUGUGGUGUCCGCCAGGACGGCGGUGGGACACGACCGAGAGGGACGGCUCGUUCUGUUCCACACCGACGGGCAGACGGAGAGGCGAGGGAUGAACCUGUGGCAGCUGGCGGACUUCCUGAAGGAGCAGGGUCUCGUCAACGCCAUCAACCUCGACGGCGGAGGCUCCUCCACGUUUGUGGCCAACGGCUCGCUCGCCAGUUACCCCUCUGACCACUGCAAACAAGUCAUGUGGAGGUGUCCCCGGCGCGUGUCCACUGUACUUUGUGUCCACGAGCCCCUGUGCCACCCGGAGAACUGCAGCGGGCAGGGAACUUGUGUGCGCGGGCACUGUGUGUGCCAGGACGGCUGGACCGGGCCAGCCUGCGACACCCCCGUCUGCCCACCCCCCGCGUGCAGCAGUCACGGUCUCUGCACUCAGCGUGGGUGUGUGUGUGACGCUGGGUGGACCGGGGAGAACUGCAGCCAAGCGUGUCCUCUUGGUUUCUAUGGCGACGGCUGCAAGGUGACAUGCACCUGUGCCAACGGCGCCACCUGUGACCCGGUCCGUGGACGAUGCUUCUGUCCACCCGGUUUCCGGGGCGACUCCUGUGAACAAGAGUGCCCCCUGGGGUUCCACGGGCUGAACUGCGAGCGGGAGUGUCACUGUCCCAACUUGUGUCCGUGUGACCCAGUGACUGGGAGCUGCAACAUCACCCUUCAGGGAGAGAGAAACAGCACGCUGCACAGAGCAGGACACUGCCUGGCUGCUUGGCUCUUUGAAUUGUGGCAGGACAAGAGGCAGGAGGCCCCCCCUUACUUCUCAGAGAGGACCUGGAUAAUUAUCAGUGCUGUGCUGAGCGUGCUGCUUCUGACCAGUGCUGCGGCAAAUGUGAUCCAGGCUUCGAGAAAACCCAGAUCGGCUCGUCUCCGUCAGGACUACCUGUAUGUGCCGCUGGCCGAGAUGAGCAUGAGGCUGGGCAGAGGGGGGGCGGCAAAGGACGGAGGGGGGAUGUUAGAGCUGGAUGAUUCGGAUCAGUCCGACUCCACCUAGCCGGCUGCAUCCCCACCUCUUCUGGCGCGAGGGAAGGAGUCGACUGCUGGCCACGUCUUCCUCAGACCCUGUGGCCAAGGCUUCUUCGAAAGCCCUGUGAUUGAGCACAACCAGAGGCCUCUGUUCCAGACCUGGACUCGUUCCUGUCUCUCACACCAACCCCAUGAGUUCCAGUUUGUUGGGGGUCGAGGGAAGCGUACCCGAAAUCCACCGUGUUGUGGGACCAUUUCCUCACAGAGGGCCUCACACUGUCCCUCUCCUGUUGCUGGGAGUCAUUCUGUCCUCUUUUCUUUGCCCAUGGUAAUAGUGCGAUGCUCUCUGGACUGAAGCCAGCAUCAGGAGCCCUGUUGUGGUUUGGGCCACGUUGAGCCAGCCAAGGCCAUCCUGGUGCCAUGUGCCAUAUGAACUAAUGCUUCCCAGAUCCCUUGAGGACCAGUGGAAUCAGACCUCUCUGUUUACUGGUGACUUCUCCUAGUUUGCACUCUGCGGGGACAGUUUUACCAGCUUUCAACUUGAAGGUUUUACAUUUUAAAUGUAAGGUUUUUCAUUUCCGCCCCCCCAAUGACCUGAGCGGUGUCAUCAGUCUACCCCAUCCUUCUUGCACCAUCCCUUGUGGUCUUGGUACUUAAAUCAGCAGUAAGACUAGUAUAAGCCAAAUAUAACCCCCCCCUUUACUCUUGGACCUUACUGGAACAGUUUAGCACAACAUUUACGAAAAGAUAUAGAGAUAUAUUUGAAUGAGGCAGUUGAAUGCAAAAAGAGUGUUUUAAUGCCUUUUUUGUUUUUUA